Nicotiana tabacum (common tobacco) is the source of this 5094-nucleotide messenger RNA. RefSeq lists its product as uncharacterized. The record is from RefSeq and is a predicted model, not a curated record. Lineage: Eukaryota; Viridiplantae; Streptophyta; Magnoliopsida; Solanales; Solanaceae.
ACGCUAGCUAAAUCACAGGGUUGGGGUAGGGGGUAAGGGGGAGAGGGUGAAUAGUGGUGAUUAAUGGUACAAACCUGCUUUUUGGUGGAGAGAAGAACCUGAUGCCUUCUUCUUUUGAUGUGUGAGUGGGUGGUGCUCUUUUCUCAUCAAAACAUACUCUCUACUAUAUCUCUUCCCCUUCUUUUCAUCAUCUAAUACUCUCCCCAGCUACAACUACUUCUACUCCUAAUACUUUUGGUAUUUUAUUUUCCUUCCAUUUUUCUCAUUAUAUAUUAUCCUCUUAAAGCUCUCAUCUUUAGUCUCACAUAACAAAUAAAAACGCUUCAAAAUCAACAAAGCUGAUUUUAUGAAGAAAGGGUAAAAUCUUGGUGUUUUAGUGGUGGUGGGGUUUUGUUUUGUUGUCUGUGGAGAGAGGCCUUUAAGAGGCUACUGUUAUGCUGAAGGCUAAGUAUAAUAAGGAGAUAAGACUAAGUAGUAGUCUUAGAAAGUAUAAUAAUAAGAGCAGCAGCAGUUCUUGUGACUGUUGGGAAAACAGCACAAGAAAAAGAAGAAAGGAGAAGCUUAUCAGCAGAUGUUAUCCAUUGAAAAACUUGCAGCAGAUCCUUCCCAAAUCUCUCUACUGAAAAGUAGUAGCAGUGAUGAGAGGCCUUCUUCUUCUUCUUCUUCUUCUGAUAAGAAGCAACUAGAUCUGUCCAACUCUGACCACUUUGAUGAUAACAAACCACUCCCCAAAUUCUCCAUAAGAGAUUAUGUUUUCAAAAGCCGGAGAAAGGACAUAAAGACCAACUGGCCAUUUUCUCAGAAAAAUUUGCAGCUUUGUUUGAAGCAUGGCGUGACAGAUUUGUUACCCCCUUUUCAAUCUGUUAAGGGAUGUGCUGUAGAUAAUUGUUCGAUUGACAAGGACAAUAUUAUAGGAACUUUUGAUCAGGAGGAGCAUUUUAAGGUAGAUGAUGAUCCUAGAUGUAUGCCAAAAUUAGCUGCUGAUUAUAGAAAUAUCAGUUCAAGUCGAUCUGAUAAAGAAAAGGCGAUCCGGUCAACGAUAACCAGUCAGUCUUUUUCUGAAAUUGAUUCAGUUCCAACAGCUGAAAGGAAUCCUAGCUUGGGAACAGAAGCUGUUGGGAAACCUGAGAAUAAAGGUCUUUUACCUCCCAUGUCAAACAAGAGCGGGAGCACAGCACGACCGCCAGCAGCAAAAAAGUGCAGAUUAAUAGUCAAGUUGGGCAACGUCACAGAUUAUCGAACCGUAGAAGAGGAAACCACCACCAGCAACAAUUUCAUGGCUUCUGAGGCAAUGGCUUCGAAAGUAUGUCCAGUUUGCAAGACUUUCACAUCCUCAUCAAACACCACCUUGAACGCUCACAUUGAUCAAUGUCUCUCUGGAGAGUCAACAAUCAAGUGGACAGAAAAUUCUAAUAAGGUGAUUAAGCACAGGAUAAAGCCAAGGAAAACGAGAUUGAUGGUGGAUAUAUAUGCAACAGCUGCGUGCUGUACACUGGAGGAUCUCGAUAAGAGGAAUGGAACCAACUGGGCCUCAAACCCGAGUUUGUCUGUUCGAGAGACUGAGGUAUCUGCUGUUGAGAAACUGGAUAAACCUCCUCCUGUUAGUCAUGAAUGCACUGAUAAUGAAGGUGCUGUUUAUAUUGAUGCCAAUGGCACAAAGGUUCGAAUUCUGUCCAAGUUCAACGACGAGCAGCCACAAUCAUCAAAGCUGGUUAGUGAUCCUCUUCAGAAACAUUUGGUUGAUGGAGAUAAAAGAAGCAAACUCGUUUUGACAAAGAAGAGGAAGAAGAAGAAUCAUAUCCAGAGACAGCACAAGCUUUUGAAAUCUUCUCGUACUAAAAAGUUUUGCUUGUCCAAGCCCUAUCACUGUCCCAAGAUUAAGAGUGGUCAAGAUGGCACCUUUUCCCCCCGAGGAAAUGUUGUCAGAGAGGAUUGCUUAAAUAAGCAGCUCAGAUCUCCAGAACAGGUGGUAUUAAAUGGAUUAGGAACCAUAAAACAAUGGGCAUGUUCGAAGAGAACUGGCCUCACAAGGAAGUUCAGUGAUAAGGACAACCAUCAGCGUUCUGGAGGUGUUAUGUUGACUGGCGUUCAAGAUGACAAUGAUGUGUUGCCUAUGACUGAUUCAUCUUUGAAGAUAAGAAACUGUCUUUACAAAUCUCCAAGAUCAUCUGCUAAUACUGUUUGUUUGCCUGAGAGUAGCCAAAGAAUGGGGGAUGUGCUACUUGAGCCUCAAGAUGAACAUACCGAGGAGCCUUCUCUGCAAAAGAAAGUGGACUUUUCAUUGUCUCGAUCUCAAUUCCCAUCUAACAAGAAGAGAUCCCUAGUGUUACAAAGGAACAAAGAAAAACAUUUGAAGGUAGCUGUCCAUUCUGUAAACAAUGGCUCCGGUGAUCUACUAGAAAAGGUGGAUAACUCUGAGAUCAAUGGUGAACCGUCCACCUCUCAUCCAGCAUUCUCCUUGAAAGAUAGGAAGUUGUCAUCAUCGAGGAAGAACCUUUUGUCUGUCAGUGAAGGGCCUGCUCGUGGUGUUAAAUGUAGCUUGAAGUGGGAAACAGCUUCCCUUAAGAAGUCUAGUAUGCGCUGCACUCCAGAAUCAGAAGAAGCCGGAGUUUGUCAAACUGAAGGAGAGAAACGUUGUAUAAGAGAUCUCAGUGAAACUAAAGUUCAAGGGAGCAAGAGUUGCGAUAGGGUAAUUGUUAAAAGAUCUAGAAUUUUAAGCAUCGGGAAAAAUAGGGAGGAAGUUGUGGUUUCUAAUGUGGAGGGUACUCUGGGCUUGAAGAGCUGCUCACAGUCUUCAGCUGAGACUGAUUCUGAUAAUGAAACUGGCAGCACUUUAGCAGGUGCAUCUGAUGCUAUAAGAUCUGUGAAAGUGAAUGAUCAAACUCAGAAUGACAAGACUAUGGAUCCAGCUGUUGCCUCUGAAUUCUCUGCGAGGGGAGAAUUUAUGAGUUUUCGCAAGUCUUUGGAUGCUGGAUCUGAUGAGUUGUCUGGUUCUGCUAGAUCUCAGUUGUUUAGUGAAGAGUAUGAAGGAUCUUUUCUUGGCACCAAAGCUGCAACACGUUCGCAAGAUCCUAUUUUAGGUGUUGAAGAAGAGAUGUUUAGUGCAGCGGAAAUUGGGAAAAGUAUGAUUGAUCACAAUCUUCAUGACGAUGUUACUGAAUUGGGAUGUAAUGAUGGGCAAGGGAAUUACUUUUUGGAGGUUGAUCCAAUUCCCAUACCAGGACCGCCUGGAUCUUUUUUACCUAGUCCUGGUCGUAUGAGCUCAGAAGACCUUCAUGGGAGUUCAUCAUUAACCAGCAGUAAAAUUCAAUCUUCUGCAGAUUAUCCUGAAUUCUUUGAUCAGGAUUCUUCUGGUUCACCUACUUCUGCUGCAUCAACAGUUUCUAACUUCACUAUGGCUAGAACUGGCUCAAGAUAUUCAGACAAGUUGUCUGGCGAUGGAAGGGAAUCUUCUGAAAGUCUCAGAUGUCACACAGCUGGCUGGGAAGAUAAAAGGUGUAGCUUAUCUGGCAGCAGUAUUGUUGAUCUUCUGGUGGAAAAUUCCGUCACUCUACUUCAGACAGCAAAUACAGGAGAUGAAAGGGAUGGACUGGACAAAUUUAAUGCAAAUACAUUCUUUCCUGGUAAAGGCACUUUCAGAUUUACAAAUGAUAAGCCAUGUUGUUGUGUUAGGAAAGAAGGAGCAUCUCAAGAGUCACAGCUCUUACAGCGACGGGCCAUGGAACCUUUUCCUUUUCCUGCCAGUGAGAAUCAGUUGAGGCCUGAUUCAAUCAGAAGACCUAAUAAUAUCAGUAACUCGUUUUCUCUUAGUGACUCGAGUUCAGGACCUGAAACAAAUGCCACUAAAUCAUCCACUGGACAUACUCAAUUUGGAGUUUCUGCUGAUUCUGAGUUCAAGCUCCCAACUCGUGAUUAUGAGUCUUGUCCAUCUGCUUCCAAUCCAGUUCUCAGGCUGAUGGGAAAGGACUUAAUGGUGGUCAACAAAGAUGAAGACUCCCCACUGAAAAGAUCAUCUCACUCAAAUUCCAUGAAUGACCUGGCAAACACUAGACUUUCUGGUGUUUCUUGUGGCAGUCUUCGUAGUGAGGAUCUCUACUCAUCUCGUCAGGUGGAUGCACAUAAUCGUCUUGUCUUUCAAACUGGUGAUCCAGUACAGCAUUUUGAUGUCAGAUUGUUAAAUGGUUUCAAAAGUCGCGACAGUUACUCAAGGCCACAACAGCUGUCCCCUACAUCUCCCGUCUCGUUUUCGUGCAAGGGUAGUGGCAUCGGAUUGAUGGGUUCCGUUGGCAGACAAGACUAUUUAGAAGGGUGCAAUUUACAUACUGUGCUCAAUGGACCAAAUGAGACAUGUGAUGGGAAGAAGUUUGUGGCAACUCCCAUAUCUCAUUGGCAAAAUUCAACUUCAGUUGGGAAUGCCGUCAAGGAAAUUAUUAUAAUUGAUGAUUCUCCAGAAAACGGGGCUGAUUCUGCAUACACCAUGGGAACGGGGAGAAGCAGGUCGUCAACUAGUAUCCAAAUGCAGAUGAUCAGCUCGGGCUAUACCUCAAAGUUUGUGAAUUUCUGCGAAAAUAGACCGCAUGGUUCUCCUUACAGCGGAUCUGGAGUAGCUCAGAAUGCGAACUUGCCUACUCAAAUGAACGAGAUUCCUGCUAAGUGGAAUGGCAAUCCCGAAGGUUGUAGUUUUGUUCGUCCAAGCUCUUUCUCGGCUUCCUCGUCACCUGCAGGUCCUUUUAGAUCAUCUUUGUAUUAUUCUCCCGGCUUUUCAUAACCAAGAAUGUUGCCUUGCAUGGGCAUUCACUCUCUUGACAGAUAAUAGAAACCUGAAGCUUACAAAGCAUAAAUAUAGCAGUCUGAAGGAAAACCCACACAGCAAGUUUGAGCAGAUGAGUUAUUCUAGAUUUGCAGGUUUUGCUUUAAUAGCUACUUGAAAAACUGAAAGUUCCAUAGAGAUAAAAAGCAGUUUACUGAGGCCAGUUCGAAAGUUCCCUGGAGUCUUAUGUAUAAAAGUCUUUUGAAUAAUGAGUUGUUCCAAGGAUAUGAACUUCCAAAGUGGUUUCUUCUUAAUAUCUUUCUUUUCCCCAUUUAGAGGUAUAA